AUGUGGUCAUCACAUAAAUUUUAAAGAAUUCUAGAAACUGAAGGAAGCAGGGGUAGUGGCAUUGGUGGUAGUAUUAAUAGUCACAGUAAUAGCCGUAGUAGCUCUAGCUCAUUAAGUUCUUGUUUCAGAAGUUACAUAUAGAGUAAUGUUAAAAUAGCUAGCUGGCUGUGCCAGGAUAGUGACUUCUACGUAGAAGAUUAUAUGUAUCCUCAGGAUUGCUAUGUUUACUUUUUUAGUUGGAAUGAAGCAUUUGUGAACGGUUUAUUAAGAUCUCCAACGAAAGACAUAUAUAACUUUUCUUUGGUAGAGUAUUAGCCUAACGCCUACUUUCCUGAAAUUGAAUUAGUAUGCUUGAUAUUAUUUAGCUAUUAUAAUUAGACAUUAUCGUUUAAUUCAAUAUUUUUGUACACCACAAAUUAUAUUCUCUAACAAAUGAAAAAGCUUAAAAAGUAAAUGGCUGCUCUAUAACUAAUACCAAGUAGAGCAAUUUAGUAAGAUAAUAUAUAAAAUGAAGACAAUAUUCAUAUAAAACAAACUGAAAUUUAAAAUCCGAAGAAAGUAAAUGAAAUACCAGCUCAGACAAUAUCUGGAGUAGGAUAUAAACUAAAUCUGGAAAAUGAAGAUAAUAUUAUUAAAUUUGAUUUUAUAGAUAAUUCAAUUUAAAAAUCUACAUUUUGA
This is a messenger RNA of Tetrahymena thermophila SB210, 678 nucleotides long. RefSeq names its product transmembrane protein, putative. NCBI's taxonomy places the organism in Eukaryota, Ciliophora, Oligohymenophorea, Hymenostomatida, Tetrahymenidae. The transcript is spliced from 4 exons. The record is from RefSeq and is a predicted model, not a curated record.